AUGGAUUCCGGCGAAAAGAUAGAAGAAACAACAAUGGUAGACCGAUCAGUUAGUUUCCUGAAGCUCUUUUUCUUCACAGUCUCUUUCUUAUGCCAACGGGAUCAGAUAUCCGUAACAAGUGCUCUCUCAAACAGGCCUGAGUAUGAAACCCUAAUCAGUCGUUGUUUUAGUUUUGCUGUUGAAAGACAAGUUGAAAAUGUUGUAUUGUCGUUUCUGUUUGGUUUUGGUUAUGGUUAUAAGUGCACAUUGCUUGAAUCUCUCUGCACAUGUUCAUCGUUGAUAACUUUAGAUGUUCAAAAUUGUGGCUUUAAUAAUGUGGUCAUAUCGUGGAACUCUCUAAAGAGUAUAAAGUUGGGGUAUUUGAGGCUAACCGAUGAUGAUAUGGUGAAAUUAUUGUCAGGCUGUCCUGCAUUGGAAACAAUGGAAUUAUAUAGCUUUAUUGGUUUCCAUCGCUUGGAAAUUAAUUCCCUAAAAUUAAAGACACUAAAGUUGAAAGAUUAUGUUCGGGUUGGUGGAAAUGGAGAUGACUUAGAAAUUCUUUCCCCGUAUAUUCAGAAUUUGGAAAUAUCAGGAGAAGAUCUGGAGUGUAGGCUUGUUGAUGUGUCUUCUGUAGUUAAUGCUAAGCUCAUUUACAGCUUUCUCUGUAUCAAAGGCAUCCCAAGUAUUUAUGUGAAAGACUGCUGCCAUGAAUAUCGUCAAGUAGUAUAUACCCUCGUCCAAGAUAAUCUUCAAAAGUUAUGUUAUGCAACUGAUCUAACAAUUGGAACUUGGUUCACAAAGUUUCGUUGGGAUUACUGCACCAGCUGGUCUUUUGAGAGUCUCGCCACACGGGAAACAAUCAGCAUAGAAUUGGAAUAUACGCUGAUAGAUGAUUUUCUGGUCAACGACAAUUCCUGCUGCAACCUUGAGUUACUUGAUUUAGCCAAAGAAGAUAAUAUGGAUUUGCUGAGUUGGGUUUCAAGCGUUGAGUUUCACAACCUCAAGAAAGUUAAGAUUGUCAUCUCCUCAGAUGCGUGCUGGAAAGAUCAUGUCAAAACGUGCUUUGAAAAGGUUUCCAAACUUGCAGAAUUUCUGUUAUUGAAUGCACCGAUUUUUGAGAAUUUCGUUAUCAUAUCAAAGAGAAGAAGGUGCGAGACAUGUUCAAUGAACUGUCUAUCCCAACAUUUAUCUCUUUUGGCCGAUAAAUUGUUAGGUUGUCCAAGAUUGUCCACCAAUGCUGCGAUUAACUUCCAGGAGUGA
This is a messenger RNA of Solanum stenotomum, 1239 nucleotides long. RefSeq names its product putative F-box/LRR-repeat protein At5g02930. The coding region runs from base 1 to 1239 and encodes 412 amino acids. The transcript has 5 exons. NCBI's taxonomy places the organism in Eukaryota, Viridiplantae, Streptophyta, Magnoliopsida, Solanales, Solanaceae. The record is from RefSeq and is a predicted model, not a curated record.